AGGGACAGGACAGAGGAUAAGACAGGGGACGGGGUGUUGGUCCAUCUCCAGGACAUUGCUCGGAUUUUUUCAGAUGUUUUGUUGUUUGUCCAACACACAAGAUUCCAUGAUGGACAGUUAGAGUGAAUGUGUCUCCUGGGGGACAAACGCUGUGUUGACCUGUAUCUCAGUUCGGUUCUGUUCUGGGUUUGGACGGGUCCAGAUGUUCUGGAAGAACGUGGCCUGGUCCUGGUCUAAUGAUGAUGAUGAAGAUGGUGGUUGUCUCCUUGCAGCCGACCUCAGGAGGACUCCGGACUGGACUCCAGAGCCUGACCAGACCCAGGCCAGCACUGGACUCAAAGACGUGACCAACACGUCCCUCAGUCCCGACCCCAGCAAUAGCAACUCUAGGUUGUCCAGCCACGUGUCCAGAGACUUGAUCCAACCACUGAUGGUGAGCAUCGGUCGAGGAAGAGAUGGUUUUGGAUUCACCAUCUGCUCUGACUGUCCGGUCCGAGUCCAGGACGUGGAUCCCAGAGGUCCAGCUCACCAGUCUGGACUCCGUCAGGGGGACUCUGUCCUGCAGCUGAAUGGACUUCCUGUAGAAACCUGGAAGUGUGUCGACCUCGCCCACGCCAUCAGGGGUUGUCCGUCUCAGAUCAUCUUGGUGGUGUGGAGAGGUUCCCCUGAGCUCAGGUCAGGAUGUGACGCCUGGCUCCGCCCACCAGUACGAACCGCGAGGUCUCACCCCUCCCGAACCAAGUCUGGAGACAGGAUCCGGUCCAGUUUGGGCCAUCUGGGUUCUCUGUGGAGAAACUGGAAGAAGGACGAGGAGGAUGAGGAGGACGAGGAAGAGAAAGAAGAGGAGGAGGUGUUCUCUCCUCACACCACCACCCUCAAAGGAACCCGUGUGACAUCAUCAAAUGGAGAAAAUUACAUCAUCCUGUCAGCUGUUAGUCCCGAGGAGCAGCUGCUGCCGGUUUACCGUGAUGGGAGUGGAACCAUUGGUCGUCUAUACCAGACUGAUCCCAGUAGAGGUCAGAACAUCGUCCAUGACCCUAGAACUGGGUCACCCCACCACACCUCUACCACGUUCCCGUCAUCCCCGCCUGGUAACUACGGCAACUACCAGAACUGCACCAUCGUUCAGUCGCAUCUCCCCGGUUCUGGAUAUGGAACCCACAACACUCUGACUCCAAAGAGUCUCAUCUUCCCUGUCUUCGUCCAGCCUCUAGAUCUCUGCAGUCCAGAUAGAACCCUGUUGAUGUCUGAGGAGAUGGUUCUACACCAGGACCACCUGCUACCCACACAGGUGACGGUGUUGAUCUACAACGACCUGCUGCUUCUCACCAGAGAUGACGGAGCUGGAAGCUGCAACGUCCUCCAGAGUCCGCUGCACCUGAACGCACUCCAGCUCAGAGAUAGGUCGUCUGAGCCGCUCCACAUCUUCGUGCUGAGGUGCGUUCAGAGCCGCUGGCGCUUCGUGUUCAGUUUGGAGGCGUUCAGCAUUGAGCAGAAGGUCAGAGUCAGCCUCUGUCUCCAUGACAACAUACAACUACAGCUGGUUGCCAAGGAGACGAGACACCACAACCAGCUCUCAGACCUCCCCUCAGAUUUCAGCCUCCUCUCCCUUCGUUCAUCGGACCUCCUCUACCAUCCCUCCUCUCAUUACUCCUCCUCCACUGCUCCACCUCCCCAUUUCUCCUGUAUGCCUUCAUACUCCUUCUCCACACCUCCUUCCAGUAUUGUCACCUCCCCCCCUCAGUUCCUCACCCCACCUUCCCCUUCCUCCCCCACCCACAGGAGUCCUAUUUGGAUGGAGGAGGAAGAGGAGGAGAGGCAGCAGGGAGAGGGGGAAAGUGCCUCCGAGACAUCAGAGAUUGUACGAGGGCCCGGGGGGCGUGGUCACCUGCUUAGCCCCGCCCCCUUAAAGGCGAAGGAAGAGGAGGAGAGUGAUGACAACGAAGAGGAAGGUUUGAUGUCCACCUACAGGCCGGCAGUUCUGCGUCGCUCACUCUCUGAAGGUUCUUUACUUCAAGAACCUCGAUGGCUCCGGUUCCUGUCUGACAGCACUAUCCACCACCUGACCCGCCAGACUUCCUUAGACCGCCCUUCCUGUCCCCCCUCCCCCCAGACUCUGAAGGAACAGCUGACCAGAGCAGGGGGGUCUCUGCACCACAUGAUGCUGCUGCUCAGUGGCACCAAGGGUGGAGAGUCCAGAAACCGUCAGAGGAAAAAGAAGAAGAGGAAGAACCUAGCUGCCGACGUCCAGAGUCUCCGAUGGAAUAACAGAACCAGUAUCCAUGGCAACAGUCUGGAGAAAGCUCUGAGAAACAGCCGGCCAUCUGUGGCGGAGGUUCUGCGGUGGACAGAGAGUCUGAAGGUUCUUCUGACCAGUCAGUAUGGCCUUGUGGCGUUCCGUCACUUCCUGAGGUCAGAGUUCUGCGAGGAUAACCUAGACUUCUGGUUGGCUGUGGAGAGAUUUAAAAGAACCCGUCCAUUCAGUAAGAUGUCGUCCAGUGCUGAGAAAAUCUAUGACGAGUUUAUUUCUACCACCGCGUCCAGACAGGUCAACGUGGACUCGUCUGUUAGAGAGUUGACCAAUCAGAGCCUGCGUCGUGGUGUAAGCCCCGCCUCCUUCCAGUUAGCCCAGGAUCAGGUUUUUGGGCUGAUGGAGUCGGACAGUUACCCACGAUUCCUGAAGUCCCGCCUCUACAGUCAACUGGCCAAUCACAGACCACCGCCAGGCACAGAGUGGGCCGAUCCAGAAUGAAGAGGAGUAGGGGGGUGGAGUCUAUUAGCGGAUAGGCCUCUGAUUGGCUGGCCAUCAAAGACAGAAAGAUUUAUGGAAAACGUAGUCUCCAGCUGCUCAGACCUGUUUUCUUAUUAAAGCUUUUAUGUUUCAGUGAUUCUGACACAGACUGAAACCUAGAACCGUCAGCAUGUUAGAUUCAAGAUUUCUUUAUUGUCAAUUUCCCUGUAUGUUCACAGAAAACAGAAAGAUUUAAAAAAAUGUUUUUCUCUCUCACACAUACAGAUUCAAAAUCUAAAUGUAGAAAAAAACAAGAUUAAAACAGAUUAAAAAAAACAGACAUCCUGAGAAAAAUAUAAUAAAUAAAUAAAAUCAGCCAAUAUACAUCAGCUUCACAUAUGUUGACAUCAAACUCUUCAAGCUCCUUAUGUUUAUUGGGACUUGGCUAAUGCUAGUAUGCUAACAACAAACCACCUAGAGUGUAAAGAGCCUUUAACCAGCUGGUUUAAAACGAGGAACGUUUAACAAUGAUCACAUCUUGUUUUUAUUCAUUAGCAAACAUGUGGCUCUGAAACUGUUUCACAAUAAAAGAUCUUCCACGUACGCUUCUUCUUCUGGGUUUUAUUUGCAGCAGACUCGGUGGAACUCAAAGAUUGGUUCUACCUGAGUUCUACCUGGUUCUACGUGACCAGAAGGACUCAUGUUGGAUGGCCUUAAUUUCCAUGUUGGGAUCAUAUGUAAAUGGUCCUGGAGGCUAUGAUCUGGACUGGUUUAUGGGGUCAUGGGGUUUAUGUCAGUGCAGGAUGGAGGAUGUUCCAGUAUCAGGUAUCAGUCUUUCUGGACUCAGAUACAACUUUUUCUGUCUCCCUGUUAGGGAGGGUCAGCAGCACCUUAGCAGCAGGGCCUUAAAAAUCCAUAAUUCUGUCUGGCUCAGUUGUGAAUCACCUUCUUUAGAUGGGAGAAUCUAUAACAUCAUUUUAUGUAAUAUGGUUAACUUCUGGCAUAGAGUCACAAAAUUAGAAGGACACAAUUGUUUUUCAUUCUUUUUUUCUUUCCAAUCCAUGAUAAUCUUGACUGUCCUGCAGGCCUUUAAGCCGGCCUUGCAGACUGGUAUAAUAAAGCUAUUAAAGUGGUUGGAGAUCUGGUCCAUGAGAGCUCACUUACCACAUUCCAGCAGAUAACAAUUAAGCAUGGGCAGACCAAUGCUGAUUUCUUCACAUUCAGACAAGUAAGGAGCUUUAUUUUGUCUAAUCUGAGGGAAUUCCCCGAUGGGCUGUCAUCUCUCCUACAGAAUCCUGAUCAAAAACACUGAACUUAAAUCCUUAUCAAAAAGCUGAAUAAGAUCCUUUCCUGUCGUAGACAAGUUCAUGCGAGGCUGGUUUGGGUUCCAUUGAUGGAAUGAGCUAACUGGCCGAGCCACCCGGUUUAAGUAACUAACUCUGCCUGGGACAGACCAUUUAAAAUGUCACAUAUAUUAAGCCAGAGGCCCAACAUAGAAUAUACACAGCCUUGUCUUUAUUUUGGACUAAAUGCCAAUCAGCUACUGGUUCUUUCCUUCAUUGUUUGUGGCCUGGGUACUGGAUUCCGUCUCAUUUCCAUCAACCUAGUGACAUUUGAUAGGACUUGGAAGCUCUCAGUCCCUUGUCCCAGUGCAUUCUGGGAUAUGACCUGAAUAGUUUUCAGUUCCAGUUCGGCUCCAAUCUGACCCUCAUCUGCCCCCUGGUGGACAUGUCCAGCUGUUUCCACAAGGACAACAUUACGACAUUAAAAGGGUUCCAGUUUAGUGAAAAAUAAAACAAACAUGUCAGAUAUGUUCUAGAAAAAAAAUGAGACGUGUUUUAGUUGUGGUUCUGUUUUUUACUUCAUCAGUCAGGCCCCACAGCAUUCAUAUAUAAUUAGUGGUUUAACAUCUGGAACUCUGCCUCAUCUUUAGAUUUAAACACAUCUGUUAGACCUCUUUAUUCAGUCACAUCACACUGUGCUCCAGAUGCCACCAGGUGGCGCCAGUGACACUAGUCUGACUGUCGGCUUUAAUCCAGGCUGGUGGAAGUUUUCUUCAUUACAACAUGUUUAAAUUAGUCAGUACAAACUUAGAUGUUUAUCAGAGACACAGGAGACACCAAAACAUGUCAGUCACUCUUUUAAAGGACCAGAACUUUAAUCUGUAGUUGGACAAUGAAACCACAAC
Messenger RNA from Mugil cephalus (flathead mullet), 4919 nucleotides. Its product is annotated as regulator of G-protein signaling 3-like. Gene Ontology annotation, cellular component: plasma membrane; nucleus. Gene Ontology annotation, biological process: signal transduction. Gene Ontology annotation, molecular function: protein binding. Bases 203 to 2752 code for a protein of 849 amino acids. The record is from RefSeq and is a predicted model, not a curated record. Lineage: Eukaryota; Metazoa; Chordata; Actinopteri; Mugiliformes; Mugilidae. The transcript has 17 exons.